GAAUGCGCCGAAGUCAUGGAUCGGCACCGAAGACCUGUUUCUACACUGUCUCCUCGUCUCCUGUCUACUGAGUGCUUCAUUCGAUGUCCGAAUCGGAUACGAGCGAAGUCUCCAUGCAAGCCAAGAAGGCUGACCCGACGCUAAAUAUUGGCACCUUGUCUUGCGAUGCCAUGACCAUUGAGCACCAACUCUUUCGUAAUGCUAUUCGACUCUUCUCCUCUACACCUGCAACAGCUUCCCCAUCGUCGGUCCGUGUCCUGCACAAAGAAGACAAGGCACAACAAACAUGCAGCAGCACGCUUCCAACGGGCACCACUGUACUUGUUAUGUGCGAAGGCGGCUUUAUCGGAGUAACUCCUUAGGUGCUCGGGAGUAGGACAGUAUAUCUCCGUUGAAAGGGUUUGUCUGCAGCAGAUAAGGCAAGCCAAUGUAAACGGAAGCAGGCCGCGGAUUUCAGGUAAGACGGGGAAAUGCAGAUUGAACUCUCGUUGGCCUACAGACAAUCC
Molecule: messenger RNA, 506 nt
Organism: Baudoinia panamericana UAMH 10762
Lineage: Eukaryota; Fungi; Ascomycota; Dothideomycetes; Mycosphaerellales; Teratosphaeriaceae
Exons: 2
Coding region: 84-362 (92 amino acids)
Source: RefSeq, a predicted model, not a curated record